AUGUUCCUGCGACGACUUGGUGGCUGGCUACCUCGCCCCUGGGGCCGCCGGAAACCAAUGAAACCUGACCUGCCUGCCCCAGAACCCAGACCAGUGGACAGCUCCUCUGAGAAUUCAGGGAGUGACUGGGAUAGUGCCCCAGAAACCAUGGGAGAUGUGGAGCCUCCCAAGGCCAAAGACCCAGGGGUACGGAGGAGCUGUGGGGCUGCUCCACAGCCAAGCAGGGAGUCCCAAGAUGAGCAACUGGGAAGCAAAAGAAUGGAUUCCCUCAAGUGGGACAAGACUAUCUCUAACACUCAAGAGUCUGGGAGACUGGAGACUGGAGAGACCAUUCCCAAACUUGGACGGGAUCCUGUGGACUCAAGUGGCACCAGGAGAUCUGGAGUGUCCCCUGAAGGGGGACUGAGCCCCACCGGGCCUGAAGCCCCAGUGGAGAAGCCAGGGCGGCAUCAGAAACUGCUGGGCUGGCUACGGGGGGAUCCAGAUGGGGGAGCAGGGGCUCCCUUGCAGUACCUGGGGGGCCCAGAGGAGUGUCUGCAGAUCUCAACCAACUUGACUCUGCACCUGCUGGAGCUGCUGGCCUCAGCACUGCUGGGGCUGUGCUCAAGGCCUCUGAGGGCAGCUUUGGACGCGUUGGGCCUGCGUGGACCCGUGGGCCUCUGGCUGCAUGGGCUGCUGUGCUUCCUGGCUGCCCUGCAUGGGCUCCAUGCUGUGUUGAGCCUACUUACUGCUCACCCCCUGCACUUUGCCUGCCUCUUUGGUCUCCUACAGGCCCUAGUGCUGGCUGUCAGCCUCCGGGAGCCCAGUGGGGAUGAGGAGGCCACUGACUUGGAGGGUGAGAAGUUGGAGAGGGAGGGUGAGGAGUGGAGGGGAGAUCCGGGAAAGGGGCUGUGACUGCGGGAUAGGGGGUGACCGUAGUGCCCCCACCCUGAGUGGGGUGGGAGCAAGGGUGAAGAUAGUGUGGCCUUUAGGAGGAGAGUGGGGGUCAUGACCCAGAUUGUAAGCACAGGGACCUCAGGGAUGGGGAAUAAACCCCAGGGUAUGAGGGCAUAGGGCCCCCCCUUCACACACAGGGGAGAAUAGAGCUGUUUAGGGUAUCUGUUUAUGGACAAUGGGGAUAUUGCCCUUGAAUUCACCAGCUGUUGUUACUUUUUGCUUUUACGUUUCCCCCACUUUCGUUUUUUUUCUUUCCACCUCUACUUUUUAAAAGAAAAAAAAAAAGUGUGGUGGUGACAAAUAAAGACUAAAGGGUCCUCUUUACCUUUCAAAACUACCCAGGGCUGGAGGAGACCAGAGGCAGGACAGACAGACCUCUGACUAGGGUUAGAGGGUGGUUGGAGCCCCAAAGGAUCCCCUUAGAUCUUGGGAUCUGAGCCAUCUAGAGGAGAAUGGGACUGUUCUGUGGGUGGAUUAGGGGGUGUAGAUAGGGACCCCAGGUGACAGGGAGCCUGCAGGGAGGGUCUGGGUGUUCCCAGGAGCCAGGGGAAGUGGGAAUGGUGCAGGCAGUAUUGGAAGGAGGGCCAGUUCAGUGGGACUGGCAGCUCAGACAGGCAGUAUGGGGAAGCAUUGGAGCUUGCAGUCUCCACUCUGGGGUUAGGGGUUAGGGGUUUGCACACUCAGCAAUAAAUAACUGUGUCACACCAAAUCCUAAAUAUAUCACUACAAAGUGA
Molecule: messenger RNA, 1670 nt
Organism: Leopardus geoffroyi (Geoffroy's cat)
Lineage: Eukaryota; Metazoa; Chordata; Mammalia; Carnivora; Felidae
Gene: CB2H6orf47
Product: chromosome B2 C6orf47 homolog
Exons: 1
Coding region: 1-894 (297 amino acids)
Source: RefSeq, a predicted model, not a curated record